ACAGUUUAUCUAAUGAGCAGCGCAGCACGAGUCUAUAAAUUGUGGGAGACGUCACUCCCAAGUGUUCAUUCACUAGUAAUAAGACGCACGUUGAACAGACAUCCACCGAGCGCAGCGCAACACUGAUGCGCCAAGUUAAGUACCAAAACAAGACAGUGGUGUUGCGUCGUCCUGCACACACACGCCGACGUAACCAGUGUGGAGUACUGUACUGUACUACUGUGGAAGCGAAGAGGAGAACAGCGCGAACAGAGAGGGAGAGGGGACAGAAUAUGGAUAUUGGUCUUUCGUUAAACCUUUACCUCUUUUGGAUAACCUGGGAAUUCUAAACAUCUUUUGGCAGGUUGGAGCAUCCAACAAAGAUUCUAAUUACGGAAAAACAACGAAGUGGAACGAGAAGAAGGAUUUAUAUUUUGUUCUUUCUGCUUUUUUAUUUGGUCCCCCAACACUUUGGAAUAGUGGGCUUUGGAAUAUAGGGGAUAUAUUGGCGGGUGACGCGUGUGCCCUGGAUAAGCGAGAAGGAUGGCAGCUUGGUUCACUUUUACCAUCGCAUUCAGCACCACUGUACUGACACAGGUAUUUGGAUCCGGUGUUUUUGAGAUCGAUCUACAUGAAUUUAAAAACAGCAAAGGAUUGCUGGAGAAUGGCAACUCGUGCAGGCUCAACUGCAGGACUUUCUUUCGUGUUUGUCUUAAGAACUACCAGGCGGUCGUGUCGCCAGGUGACUGUAUCUUUGGAAAUUCCUUGACACCGGUGCUAGGGACCAACUCCUUUAGCGCCAUGGACCGGGGAGCUUUCAGUAGACCCAUCCGACUACCGUUCAACUUCGGAUGGCCGGGAUCGUUUUCUUUGAUAAUUGAAGCCUGGUAUUCACCUUCAACAGAUCUACCUGUUGACACCAGCAACCCAGAGAUGUUGAUUAGUUUCUUUGCCAUCCAGAGACAGCUGGGCGUAGGGGCCGCCUGGUCUCUGGAUGUUCAGAGCGUCCGACAGACGGAGUUAAGGUAUUCUUACCGCUUCAUCUGCAAUGACAAUUACUACGGAGAAAGUUGUUCCAAAAUAUGCACGCCAAGGGACGACCGUUUUGGCCACUACACCUGCGACCGCGAUGGCCAGUUGUCCUGUCUGCCCGGCUGGAAGGGGGAAUACUGCGAAGAACCCAUCUGCCUCGUGGGAUGCAGUGAAGGAAACGGAAACUGCUCCAGACCUGGCGAGUGUGUGUGCAGAGAAGGUUGGCAGGGUCUGUUCUGUGAUGAGUGUAAGAAGUACCCAGCGUGUAAACAUGGUACCUGUCAACAGCCUUGGCAGUGUACCUGUAAGGAGGGCUGGGGAGGGCUCUUCUGUGACCAAGAUCUGAACUUCUGCACACACCACCGGCCGUGUGUGAACGGGGCGACCUGCAUGAACACGGGUCAAGGCAGCUAUACCUGUACCUGUCCCCCUGGGUUCACUGGGGUCAACUGUGAGCUGGAGCUGCAGGAGUGUGACAGCGACCCCUGCAGGAACGGAGGACUCUGCACGAACCUGGAUGUUGGCUACAGGUGUUCGUGUCCGCAGGGCUUCGAGGGUUCUCACUGUGAACACAGCCUGCUGACUUGUGCCGACUCCCCCUGCUUCCACAGCGGACAGUGCCAUCAGAAGGACAACGGGCAUAGCUACAUCUGCGAGUGUCCUCCCGGAUACACAGGACUCAACUGUGAGAAGAGAGUGGACAAGUGCACAUCUCUUCCCUGCGCCAACGGCGGUCUGUGUUUGAUCCACGGUGGCGUGCGUCUGUGUAGCUGUCGCUCCGGUUUCACCGGCCAGCGCUGUGAGAUCAACAUCAACGAGUGUGCCGGGAACCCCUGCAUCAACGGAGGGACCUGCCUGGACCGCAUCAACGACUACACCUGUCACUGCCCCCAGGGGUACGUCGGACGAAACUGCGACCGCGGCCUGUACGAGUGCUCCAUCAACCCCUGUCUUAACGGAGGGCUCUGCACCGGGGGAGGGGGGCCGGGGAAACCCCCUGCCACCUGUAUCUGUCCCGUUGGCUUUACCGGAUCACGCUGCCAGUUCUUUGCUGUGACCCUGCCGGUGGGUGGGGAGAGGAUCAAUGGAGAGAGCCAAGAUGGCUUCCAGUGGGCGGCAGUUUCCUUGGCUGUAGGGCUGGUUGCAUUUCUGGUGCUGCUAUGCAUGGUUGGGCUGGCUCUACGGCACAUCCACAGGCGGACCGGCAGGGACAGGGGAGAUGGGGAGACCAUGAACAACCUAUCAGAUGUACAGAGGGAUAACCUAAUCCCCGCCUCCCAGCUGAAGAACACCAAUCAGAAGGUUGGACUGGAGGUGGACUGCGAAUCAGAGAAGUCAAACUUCAUCCAUAAGAACUAUCAAUUGGACUCGUAUAGUAACGCAAAGUCGAAGGAGUUGAACGAUGAUACGUCGCAAGAGGAUAGAAGCAAAAGUCAUGUGAUCUAUGACACGUGUUUAGAAGAGAAAAUACCUCUGAGUAGAAUGUACAGUGAAAAGUCGGAGUGUAGGAUAUCAACGAUAUGUUCCUCUCGAGACGCUCAGAUCUACCAGUCCGUCUUUGUUAUAGGAGAGGAGCGGAGGGCGUGCGUCAUAGCAACAGAGGUAUAAGCUGUAUGAAGAAGCGAGGGAGCGAUAGAGGAGAAACACAAUCGAGGCAGAAUUUUAUUUUAUUUUUCUUCUGGAUUGUUUACAAAAAAUCUGAGAAAAGACUGGAGACUGUUUCUGAUGUCACUGCCGAUGUCACUGCCGAUGUCACUGCCGAUGUCACUGCCGAUGUCACUAGUGAUGUCACUGCCGAUGUCACUAGUGAUGUCACUGCCGAUGUCACUGCCGAUGUCACUGCCGAUGUCACUGCUGCUCUGGAACACUUGAGAGAUGGCGAGAAAGAGACGAUGAGACAGAGACAGAGAUGGACGAACCUCCUCCUCUUCUCUGUAAACAAACUAAUGAACACUUUAUUGACCAAGUGUUUGUAUACAAAACGUGUCCAGUAGCGGUCAUGAACCUAUUGACUUCUGGGAACGGUUAUACAAAUGGUUAAAUCAACUGUUAAAAUGGUUAAGAGACUGACUGAACUUGAAUGUCAGCAAGCAAAACAACAAACUUGAACUGAACUCAUCUGUCCUUGGCAGCAAUGGAGGGGAGACUAGGUGAAACAGGACAAAUGGCCCGGAGCUCGUAGUUGACCCCUGACCUCUCAGUUGACCCCUGCCCGACCUAAUCAUGGGGACUUCGACAGCCAACUAAUCACAAUGGAGGUGCCUGAGAUUCAAUUGAUCUUUAACCCCUAGCCAGCAUCAUUCACCAGCUAUGCAAGACCCAAGGUCCAGGGUGGAGCCAACUCGCUGAAACUGACCAACCAACCGCAAACAACCGACUGACUAGUUGAUGAAAACCACAGACAAACCACGACAAAAAACUGAGAACGAUGAAUGUCUGACUGAACAAACGUCUCAACUGUCAGUCACUCCGAACAAACGCCUGGUCGGACUUUUCCAGACUUUUUCAUUCCAUGCAAAUGGGUGAAAACAUGCGGCCCAAAAUGACUAGAAGCCUAAACAAGAGUUUCAAUGCUAAAACUAAACACUUGUCCCUUCACGGAGCACUUGAACACCAAAAAGAAAAACACAGGUGGGGAAAAAAAUGUUUUUCCAUCAACAGGAAUUUGGAUACAUCCCAAAUGGAGCCCUAUUCCCUAUAUAGUGCACUACUAUAGACCAGAGCCCUAUUCCCUAUAUAGUGCACUACUUUAGACCAGAGCCCUAUUCCCUAUAUAGUACACUACUAUAGACCAGAGCCCUAUUCCCUAUAUAGUGCACUACUUUAGACCAGAGCCCUAUUCCCUAUAUAGUGGUACUACUAUAGACCAGAGCCCUAUUCCCUAUAUAGUGGUACUACUAUAGACCAGAGCCCUAUUCCCUAUAUAGUGGUACUACUUUAGACCAGAGCCCUAUUCCCUAUAUAGUGGUACCACUAUAGACCAGAGCCCUAUUCCCUAUAUAGUGGUACUACUAUAGACCAGAGCCCUAUUCCCUAUAUAGUGGUACUACUAUAGACCAGAGCCCUAUUCCCUAUAUAGUGGUACUACUAUAGACCAGAGCCCUAUUCCCUAUAUAGUGGUACUACUAUAGACCAGAGCCCUAUUCCCUAUAUAGUACACUAUUAUAGACCAGAGCCCUAUUCCCUAUAUAGUGCACUACUAUAGACCAGAGCCCUAUUCCCUAUAUAGUGCACUACUAUAGACCAGAGCCCUAUUCCCUAUGUCGUGUACUACUAUAGACCAGAACCCUAUUCCCUAUAUGGUGCACUACUAUAGACCAGAGCCCUAUUCCCUAUAUAGUACACUACUACAGACCAGAGCCCUAUUCCCUAUAUAGUGCACUACUAUAGACCAGAGCCCUAUUCCCUAUAUAGUGGUACUACUAUAGACCAGAGCCCUAUUCCCUAUAUGGUGCACUACUAUAGACCAGAGCCCUAUUCCCUAUAUAGUACACUACUACAGACCAGAGCCCUGUUCCCUAUAUAGUGCACUACUUUAGACCAGAGCCCUAUUCUCUAUAUAGUCACUACUAUAGAACCCUUUGGACUCCCAAGUGGCGCAGCGGUCUAAGUGCUAGAGUCGUCACUACAGACCCUGGUUCGAUUCCAGGCUGUAUCACUAACCGACCCAGCGUCGUCCGGGUUAAGGUUUGGCCGGGCGCAGGCCGUCAUUGUAAAAUAAGAAUUUGUCCUUCACUGAUUUGCCCUCGAUAAAUAAAAACAAUAAUAAAAAAUAGUAGUGCACUAUAUUUAGGGAAUAGGAGGUAAUUUGGGAGGUAACCAAACAGCCCUGACAUGAAGGCAUAUAGAAAGACCCUGUCAUAUCACUGCCUGCCUAUCAUUUCUUUGUGAAAUUACAGAACCAAUGUCUUUUUUUUUUUUUUUUUACAUUUUGUUUAUGAUUAUUUCCAGAGUUUAAUUUAAAUAUUGAUUGACACAACUGCUCUUUAUAUGUUUUAUAAUAUUAUUUUGUAUAUAAUGGAUAUUUAUAAGGACAAAACUUCUGAAGAAUAAAAAUAUUUUUUUUUCCUUCA
Molecule: messenger RNA, 5084 nt
Organism: Oncorhynchus keta (chum salmon)
Lineage: Eukaryota; Metazoa; Chordata; Actinopteri; Salmoniformes; Salmonidae
Product: delta-like protein 4
Exons: 11
Coding region: 523-2619 (698 amino acids)
Biological process (GO): multicellular organism development; establishment or maintenance of epithelial cell apical/basal polarity; Notch signaling pathway
Cellular component (GO): plasma membrane; protein-containing complex
Molecular function (GO): calcium ion binding
Source: RefSeq, a predicted model, not a curated record